CCCUAUCAUUGAGGCGAGCUUUCGGUGUCCUGCGCGCUGGGAUUGAGAGAGAGCAAGUGCAAGCAACAUAUAAACAUCACCUGCUGGGACUUUAGGCACCCAGACAAUCCAGAUGCAUGCAGCGUCCUAUAUACAAGAACAAAGAGUCAGCUGUGUCAUGUGCGUUCGCUGUGCGCCAGAAGAUCAUUUUAGGUCGUGUGCUUCUGCGAUUCAGCGCAGGGAGCGAGAAGAGAGAGUGAUAGCAUCGGGAAGGAAACGUUGUCGAUGUUGUUGGCGUUGAGAGUGCCCCCAGGCGAUCAGAGCAGUUGUCGCAGUCUGGCAGAGGAGGGAGGAGGAGGAGGAGUAGCACAGGGAAGUUCCGGCCGAAGCACGGAGCAUUUGCGUUAGUGUCAGUGGUUGCAAUUGACUCAUCUAGAAGGAGAUGUGGCCAUGUGGGGGAAGAUUGAUUAAUUUGUACGCUUUAGAGGUCGAGAGCGUGAGAAAUUGAAAGGUUUUCAUUGCAAAGAGAACAAGAGCUAGCCGUUGGAGGCGUGCGAUAUAGUUGCGACAAUUUGCUUAGGUAACGAGGUCGUAGUCCGAGGAGCAGGCAGAGUGUUCUGUGAUUUUGGCAGCAGAUUUCACCUGUUUUUGGGUUGAUCUGGUGCGUCCGAGUUUGAGAAAUUCGCUUCACCUAGUAGGCAAGAUUGGGCUGUUCAGCAAACUCCGUCUCCUUGCGAAGAGAAUGACUUGCAAAGCUCAACAGGACGACAUGGACGAGAUGCAGGUAGACUUCGGGGAGGGUAGACCAGAUCCCGUAGCACCUGAGGGCCCGUGGGCCAAUCUCCUCGGUGAAGCUUUGUCUGAAGUAUUCAGCCGGCUUCCGUUCGAGGAAAGAUUGAAAACGGUGCCUCUGGUUUGCAAGAACUGGAGAGAUGCAUCGUACGAUCCUUACUGCUGGAGAAAGGUAGACAUGGAUGGGUGGUUCCACAAACGGGUGGAAGAAGAUUACUGGUGGGAGUUCGAAUGCGAGUCCAAGGUCGAGUUCCUCGUCAAGAAAGUCGUGGAUCGGAGUUGUGGCCAGCUCCGUGAACUCAGAACUAUGCAUUGUUCGGAUGGCAGCAUUGAGUACAUUGCCGAAAGAUGUCCGUCUCUUACAGUGCUAGCUAUGCCUAACAGCCUUUCGGUGACCGACAAGUCUGCCACAAAAUUGGCGGCCAAUUGCCCGAAACUGCAAAUCUUGGACGUAAGCGAUUGCUACAAUAUUUCGAACCAGGCGCUCGAAGCAUUUGGCCGCAAUUGCCCAGCUUUGAAUUGGCUGGGCCGCAAUAUGCUCAAGAAGCAGGACUUCAUGCCCACUGGACCGAUUCCCGGCGGUGACGAGGAGGCCAUCGUCGUCUCCAAGCACAUGGUUAGACUGAAGCAUUUGGAGAUGAAGAAGACGAGUUUGUCAGAUCUUGGACUAGCCCAUCUAGCCCGAGGUUGUGGCCAGCUCGAGUCACUGAACCUGGCUUGCUGCACGGCAUUAUCACCCAAAGCGCUCGAGGAAGUCUCAAAGCAAUGCGCCAAUUUGAAGGACUUCACCAAACCCAUCACCCCUCGCAUGCAUGUGAACCCCGAGUUUUUGUGGGUGUUCUUUGAGUAAUUACAGAGGACUACUCGAAAUGAAUCCUACUGCAGAAUACGUGGAUUUUACGAAGUACAUCCAAAGAACUGCCAUGAAAUUGCUGCUAACGUCUAAGCACCUACCAGACCAGCACUGCUCUCGAAGACCCGGAGGAUCUGGUAACCUCACUGCGGAAAAAGAUGGAACGUCGUUGCUUUUUGUGCAUUCACCACGGUACAAACAUGAGAUCUUUCAUAAGCCGUGAGACGACAUGAAUUUGGGAUUCUUGCCAGUGGACCUUAGGUUAGAGGGUGUGGACUUGUUCAUUUCUCAAUCAGAAUGGGGCUGAAGCCCCCGUUAGGGCAUGUAGAUCAGGCCGCAAUUUUUCCAAAGCCACCGUUCCAUCUCCCUGUCCAAGAAGAUCUGCACUACUCUCGAAGUGGUUUCUCAGCAUGGAUUAGUAGCUGGAGAAUGGUCUCAACAGCAGCACUUGGGACACAUUGGGAUGCACGGCUUUGGCCUAAAACUUUGUACUUUUAAUCUCUCAGCUGAAAUGGCUUUAUAAUGAAUUGUGUAAUCUCUCAAAACUCGCUCAUCCGAGAAAUCAGGCUUGUAACACUCUCAGUCUCUAAACCUGCCCUCAUUCUCUUCGUCACCCCUUGCCGGGUGGUAACGUCAACGAUGUCGGAAUUUGGCUGUCAAAGUAGAAACAAUUUGACCGGUCACCGGUACACUUCUCUCUGUCAUUUUCCACAGUUCAGCAACACCCCCUUGUGUGUGACCUUGGAAUCUUCUUAGUGCCGAAUCCUUUUCACGGAGGAGUCUGGCUGUGGUCCCCUUCGGAUGGUAAGCGCAGCCACCCUUACUCAAAGUUGGUGUAGCGCAUGCACGCUCUAGGAAUCACGCCGAGAUUUACGUUCUUAAAUUUUCUUCACGGCCGGUCACAACAACAAGCAUGUACUGUAGUGUCAAGCUGGACACUUGUC
Molecule: messenger RNA, 2568 nt
Organism: Marchantia polymorpha subsp. ruderalis
Lineage: Eukaryota; Viridiplantae; Streptophyta; Marchantiopsida; Marchantiales; Marchantiaceae
Source: the annotation of a GenBank genome assembly